AUGGUGGUCAUACGGCAAAUUUCCAGGCCGGUAGCCCGGUCGGCUCCGUGCAGGACACGCUGCUGCGUCUCUGCUUCUUUUUCUUUUUCUUCUCCCCGAUGGCUCUCGUCAGAUAAUAGCUCCUCGCAGAAGAAGAAGCUCAAGCCUCUGACCAGGGAACAGCAAGACUUUCUCUCUUCAGCACUCCGCGUCAACCAGACCGGCGAAGUAGCAGCAACACGCAUCUACACGGCCCAGACUCCCAUCCUCGUCCGCAAUCACCCCCAUCUCCGCCCCCUCAUGGCACACAUGUACGACCAGGAGGCCGGCCACCUCGACACCUUUAACAAGCUGAUCCACCGGCACCGCGUGCGCCCCACGGUCCUGUACCCGCUGUGGACGCUCAUGUCUUCCGGCCUAGGCUGGUCGACGGCCAUGAUGGGCCGCGAGGCCGCCAUGGCCUGCACCGAGGCCGUCGAGACGGAGAUUGGCGGCCACUACAACGCCCAGAUCCGGAGCCUGCUCGAGAUGGUCACCCAGUGGCAGGAGGAGGGGUACGAUGUCGGUGACGACCUGCGCGAGCUCAUCAGCACCCUGCGCAGGAUCCGCGACGAGGAGCUCGAGCAUCUGGACCAUGCCGUCGAGCAUGAUUCCCAGAAGGCUGAGCCGCAUUGGCUCCUUACCAACGUCAUUCGUGCUGGUUGCCGUGGCGCCAUCUGGGUCAGCGAGCGUGUAUAG
Messenger RNA from Geosmithia morbida, 717 nucleotides. RefSeq names its product 3-demethoxyubiquinol 3-hydroxylase. Gene Ontology annotation, cellular component: mitochondrial inner membrane. The record is from RefSeq and is a predicted model, not a curated record. Gene Ontology annotation, biological process: ubiquinone biosynthetic process. The transcript has 2 exons. Bases 1 to 717 code for a protein of 238 amino acids. Gene Ontology annotation, molecular function: 3-demethoxyubiquinol 3-hydroxylase activity. Lineage: Eukaryota; Fungi; Ascomycota; Sordariomycetes; Hypocreales; Bionectriaceae.